AUGGCACUCAACUGCGCCAUGCUGAGCCCCUCGCGGGCACCCAUCCCCCUCCCGAACGAACUCACGAUCCGCACCAUCGAGGGCGGCGUCGAGCUCAGCCUGAUCGUCCCUGAUGCGCCCCCCGCAGGCUCGUCCAGCUCCGGCGGCUCGGGCGGCACGAGGAAGCUGAAGGACGUGGGCCGGCUGUGGCUCACCGACCAACGCCUGAUCUUUGUCUCUGACGGCGCACCCAGGUCCGCGCUCGAGUCGCUCUCCGUGCCGCUCACCGCGCUGCUGUCGACCAAGUUCGAGCAGCCGUACUUCGGCUCGAACUACCUCGAGGUCGACAUCCGGCCCUCGCGCGACGGCGGGCUGAGCGACGGCACGACGGCGGAGAUACGCUUCAAGGACAAGGGUCUCUUUGAGUUUGUCAGCGCGCUGGAGAAGACGAGGGAGCGGGCCGUGUACAUGAAGAGACAGUCGGCGGACGACGAGGACGAGGGCCUGCCCUCAUACAGCCCGCCAGAACCAGGCCCGUCGUACUCAGCCCGAGUCCCGGAUGAAGCUCCGCCUGGCUACGAUGCUUAG
Postia placenta MAD-698-R-SB12 is the source of this 567-nucleotide messenger RNA. RefSeq lists its product as hypothetical. Gene Ontology annotation, cellular component: nucleus. Gene Ontology annotation, biological process: positive regulation of DNA-templated transcription. The record is from RefSeq and is a predicted model, not a curated record. The transcript is spliced from 3 exons. Gene Ontology annotation, molecular function: transcription coactivator activity; chromatin DNA binding. The coding region runs from base 1 to 567 and encodes 188 amino acids. NCBI's taxonomy places the organism in Eukaryota, Fungi, Basidiomycota, Agaricomycetes, Polyporales, Adustoporiaceae.